CGGAAAUACUACAAAUCCGCACAACAGCGCAGAGAACACACAUCGUCGAUACAAUCUAUCCGAGGAACACCGACUACAGGCAAACCAUCCGGACGCCAUGGUUGGAUCAAACCGCGGAGCCAAGGUCUUCCGCGCCCACCUCGACGAUGUCGAAAACCUGAGCUACGGAAAGGGAGCUAAAAAGCAACGGGGAACGGGAUCCCGCUUCACAUGCCACCGGCUGAACCGAGAGGAGCGGCAGAUUUUUGAUCGGGCGAAGCGAGACGGAUAUCUCGCCGUGCGGGGGAACGGGUACCGGAAGGAACGCAAGGGAAGCCCGGUCUGGAACACGCACCGGCAGCGGUGCGACGCCCUCAAAGAGCCGUGCGUGGUAGUCGAGAAACGCUCCGAUUCCGACCGGGUCGUCGUAGACCUUUCGACGCUGCGCGUCCCGGACGACGCCAAACUCGUGGAGUUCCUCCUGGAAGAGGUCUUCAAGCCAAACUACCCGGAAUUCUUCGAGGCAAUUCUUCUUGCCGGAAUGUCAAGACUCGGCGGUGAUCGGAAGGGCGGACAAAGCAGCUGCGAGGAAAGCGACGGCCACGAGGGUUCGGUAUCCCUUCCAAAGGCGGACAACACAACCCACCGGCCGAUCGACUGGGAAACGGUGGCAACGAAGCCCAUCUGGGGUGUGGAUGAGCGACUGAUCGCGGUGUCUUGUGACCGAGACACGGCGAAAUCGAUCGCCAGGGACGUCCUGGGCCGGUGCGGAUCCGUCCGCUUUGCGAUGCUUCUGGCGGACGCGGAAAACACACCCGUCGAAAUAACCACCGAAAACAUUCCGGCCGAAGGGGACCCAACACCGACGGUGGUGUCAACGCAACGAGAGGAGGAAUGGUUGGAAGUUCCAACGGAGACAAUGCUUUGUGGGGUGGGGUGCGACGACAAGAAGCAACGACGACGAAUACCAGAAUCCCUUGGGAAAACGUCGUGCAAUCACGCGGACCAAAUCAAUGCCACUGAAUCUGUGGACACAGAUUGUAUUGAUUGGAACGAUAUCUGAGGGAUUCGGUCCGGGCAAUUCAAAUUCUAGAAUAGCAGGGGAGAGUCACAAGGAAAGGACGAUGGUUUCCAAAUACGUCUGAAGAAAAGUUUUUGAUCAAAGCAGGAGGAGCAGGAGGUCCAUACGAGAUUAACCUCUCAUUUGCAUGCCAAAUAACCUGCAUCAAUUAUU
Molecule: messenger RNA, 1213 nt
Organism: Pseudo-nitzschia multistriata
Lineage: Eukaryota; Bacillariophyta; Bacillariophyceae; Bacillariales; Bacillariaceae
Source: the annotation of a GenBank genome assembly